This is a messenger RNA of Triplophysa dalaica, 2645 nucleotides long. It is a transcript of the gene fubp1, whose product is annotated as far upstream element (FUSE) binding protein 1. Gene Ontology annotation, molecular function: mRNA binding. NCBI's taxonomy places the organism in Eukaryota, Metazoa, Chordata, Actinopteri, Cypriniformes, Nemacheilidae. The record is from RefSeq and is a predicted model, not a curated record. Gene Ontology annotation, cellular component: nucleus; cytoplasm. Bases 90 to 2072 code for a protein of 660 amino acids. Gene Ontology annotation, biological process: regulation of DNA-templated transcription. The transcript is spliced from 19 exons.
CAGGCUCGAGACACGGCUGCAGUCAGUUCUCUUCAUCACUCUCGCGGUUAACGGCCAUCUUCCUUGUUCAAGACGACUGCUUUACAGAUAUGGCUGACUACUCCAGCGUGGCACCACCGUCAUCUAACGCCGGUCCAGGGAUGAACGAUGCUUUUAAAGACGCCCUUCAGAGGGCCAGACAAAUAGCGGCAAAAAUAGGAGGCGAAACUACCCCUACACCUACAAAUGAGUUUGGAUAUGGGGGACAGAAGAGACCCCUUGAAGACGCUAGUGAGUACCAUGAUCAACCAGAAACAAAAAAAGUUCCGCCAAGCGACCCAUUUUCUGCAGCAAUGGGAGGAAUGGGUGGUCCAUCAAGGACUUUAUCAGAAGACUAUAAGGUUCCUGAUGGCAUGGUUGGCUUCAUCAUUGGAAGAGGAGGAGAACAGAUAUCAAGAAUUCAGCAGGACUCUGGGUGUAAAAUACAGAUUGCUCCAGGUGAGACUACAUACAGUGGUGGCAUGCCGGAGAGGUCAGUGAUGUUAACAGGCUCACCUGAUGCCAUCCAAGCUGCAAAGAGUUUACUGUCAGAGAUUGUAGACAAAGGCAGACCAUCCCCGGCAUUCCACCACAAUGAUGGAGCAGGGAUGUCCGUUCAGGAGAUCAUGAUCCCCUCUUCCAAAGCAGGCCUGGUCAUCGGAAAGGGAGGAGAAACAAUCAAACAGUUGCAGGAACGCGCUGGAGUCAAAAUGGUCAUGAUUCAAGAUGGGCCUCAAAACACAGGUGCUGAUAAACCACUCCGGAUCUCUGGAGAUCCUUUUAAAGUGCAGCAAGCUAAAGACAUGGUGAUGGACCUGAUCAGAGAUCAAGGUUUCCGGGAUCAGAGGGGGGAGUAUGGUUCAAGAGCUGGUGGAGGAGACAGUCUGGAUGUUCCUGUACCAAGGUUUGCAGUAGGAAUUGUGAUUGGCAGGAGUGGUGAAAUGAUCAAGAAGAUUCAAAACGACACCGGUGUAAGGAUUCAGUUCAAACCAGAUGACGGCACCACACCAGAGAGAAUUGCUCAGAUCAUGGGGCCUCAAGACAGGGCACAGCACGCAGCAGACAUCAUAACUGAUCUGCUGAGGAGUGUGCAGACUGGAGGGCCUCCAGGACAUGGAGGUGGAGGCGGAGGCAGAGGAAGAGGCCGUGGACAGGGAAAUUGGAACAUGGGUCCCCCUGGAGGCCUGCAGGAAUUCAACUUCACUGUCCCUACUGUGAAGACGGGUCUAAUUAUCGGCAAAGGGGGUGAAACCAUUAAAAGCAUUAGUCAGCAGUCAGGAGCCAGAAUAGAGCUCCAAAGAAACUCACCACCUAAUGCAGACCCAAACAUAAAGAUGUUCACAGUUCGUGGCUCACCUCAACAGAUUGACUACGCCAGGCAGCUGGUUGAGGAGAAAAUUGGGGGUCCCGUUAGCCCUAUGGGAGGCCCUCAUGGGCCACAUGGAGGUCCUUCUCAUGGCCCACCAGGUCCACCCGGACCUCCUGCACCCAUGGGCCCCUACAAUCCUGGUCCUUAUGGUCAGGGCCCUCCUGGACCACAUGGUCCUCCGGCACAAUACCAGCCUCAAGGCUGGGGCAAUGGAUACCCCCACUGGCAACAAGGACAGCCAGAUCCCAAUAAAGCAGCGGCUGACGCUAAUGCCGCUGCAUGGGCAGCCUAUUAUUCUCAGUACCAGCAGCAGCCUCAGGGCCCCAUGACACCCACCACAGGUGCCCCAGGCACAACCCAAACCAACGGACAAGGUGACCAGCAAGCUCCAGUUCAAAGUGGACAGGCAGAUUACACCAAGGCCUGGGAGGAAUAUUACAAAAAAACGGGUCAAGCACAGCCUCAGCAGGACUAUACCAAGGCAUGGGAAGAGUACUAUAAGAAACAAGGUCAAGCGGCUCCUCAGGUGGCUGCGACUGCAGCGGCGACCCAGCCGGGAGCUCAACCGGAUUACAGUGCAGCGUGGGCAGAGUACUACCGGCAGCAGGCAGCGUACUAUGGCCAGGGAGCCCCUGGAGCUGCACCCCAGGCUCAGCAGGUACACGACCCAUCCUUCUAUCUUUAGCCUCUGCUCUUUUUUUGAUAGAUGUGCAUGUACCCUCCGUUUUUUUUUUUUGUAACAUUUGCUUCCACAGGUUUAGCAGGUUUCCAGCAGAAUCAUCGCAGCAACACUUAACCAAACUCUUUCCUCCUCAAACAGCCUUUUAUCUAUUUUUUAUUUUUAUUUUGGGAGGGUGAUGCAUAAAUGUUUCUGCUCUUAACGUGUUAUGUAUUUCUUAUGUAUUUCUUCUGCACAGGGCCAGUAAUGUGAAGUGGACAUAAAGUAAAUGCUACAUUGUCAGAAAAAACCUUUGUUAAAUGUUUGGAUGCAGACGCCAUGAUGAAGAUCUUAAUUUCAUUGGUUUGAGUGUUUAAACUAGAUCGCAGACCGGCUCCACAGUCAAGUAUAUAUAUUUUUCCUUUUUGUUUUGCCACUUGUAAAUGAACGGUUUGUUUUUAGUCCGGUAAUAUUGGUCAUUCCAGAUCCUGUACCUCUUGUAUCAUUAUGUAGACUAAACUAUAGUCAUUUCCAUGUAAAUCAUCUCAGUUUUAAUAUGAUAUGCCUGUUGUGUUUUGCAAUAAAACAAAAUGAAACCUC